Molecule: messenger RNA, 1941 nt
Organism: Bipolaris maydis ATCC 48331
Lineage: Eukaryota; Fungi; Ascomycota; Dothideomycetes; Pleosporales; Pleosporaceae
Biological process (GO): arginyl-tRNA aminoacylation; mitochondrial translation
Cellular component (GO): cytoplasm; mitochondrion
Molecular function (GO): arginine-tRNA ligase activity; ATP binding
Source: RefSeq, a predicted model, not a curated record
AUGGAUGAACUCACAACCACCCUUUCCAAGCUCGGCCUUGAGAAGGUACCGCAAGAGCCCAACACAUAUCCCGCCCUCAACCCUUUCGAUAUAUACAGGAGUCACAUCACCGAGUUGCUCUCCUCCGUCUCCGGCGUAGACAAGAAAAUAAUAUACCCUACAUUGGCAUGGACAGCCAAGCCUGAGCAUGGCGAUCUGCAAUUGGCCGUCCCCGCGCUCCGCCAGAAGAAGAAGGACAUGAAGGCAUUCGCACAGGAGCUUGCAGACGCCUUCCCAGAGUCGCCGCUGGUCAAGAAGCCAAUCGUCACCAACACAUCGAUUGGCUUCUUCUUCAAGCCCGAAACCCUCACUUCGCUUGUUCUGCCUAUGAUUCUCAAGUCCAAGGAGAGCUACGGAUUCAACAAGAACCUCGGUCUCAAGGACCCCUCCGAUCCUUCUUCUGGCCCCAAGAAGAUGAUUGUCGAGUUCAGUUCGCCCAACAUUGCGAAGCCAUUCCACGCUGGUCACCUGCGAAGCACAAUCAUUGGUGGAUUCCUCGCCAAUUUGUACGAGGGCGCUGGAUGGGAUGUUGUUCGCAUGAACUACCUCGGAGACUGGGGAAAGCAAUACGGUGUCUUGGCUAUUGGCUUUGAUCUUUACGGAAACGAGGAGGAGCUUGUUAAGAACCCUAUUGGCCACCUGUACGACAUUUACGUCAAGGUCAGCAAUGUACAACACAACGAGGCCGAGCAGGUCAAGGCUCUCAAGGCUGAGGUUGCGAAGCUGAAGGAGGAGGGCAAGGAUGCAUCAGAGCAGGAGAAGCAGAUCAAGAAGAUUGAGGAGGAGGGUAUCGACGAGCAGGCUAGGAAGUACUUCAAGGGCAUGGUAGAUGGCGAACCCAAGGCUCUUGGCAUCUGGAAGCGAUUCAGGGACCUUUCCAUCGAGAAGUACAAGCAGACCUAUGCCCGGUUGAACAUUCACUAUGACGAUUACAGUGGAGAAUCACAAGUCAAAGAUGAGAGCAUGGAGCUUGCUGCCAAGACCAUGUGGGAGAAGAAGGUCUGCGAGGACUCAGAAGGUGCAGUCAUUGUAGACCUCACACCACAUUCCAAGAAGCUAGGCAAGGCGGUCGUCAAGAAGAAGGAUGGCACCUCGCUAUACCUGACGCGUGACAUUGGCGCGGCCAUUGAGCGUGACGAGAAGUACCACUUCGACAAAAUGAUCUACGUUGUUGCAUCGCAACAAGACCUCCACUUGGCCCAGCUGUUCAAGAUCGAGGAGCUUAUGGGCAGGAAAGACAUCUCUGACAGGUGUCAACACAUCAACUUCGGCAUGGUUUUGGGCAUGUCAACCCGAAAAGGCACCGCCAAAUUCCUCGACGACAUCCUCCGUGACGUAGGCGAGAAGAUGCACGAAGUCAUGCGCACCAACGAGACCAAAUACGCCCAAGUCAAGGACCCCGAGCAAACAGCCGACACACUCGGCAUCUCCGCCGUCAUGGUCCAAGACAUGAAGGGCAAGCGCAUCAACAACUAUACCUUCGACAUGGACCGCAUGACCUCCUUUGAAGGCGACACAGGUCCCUACCUGCAAUACGCCCACGCCCGCCUCUGCUCCAUCUACCGCAAAGCAGUCGAAUCCGAUCCUUCGCUCGCAGACCUUGAUCUCGCCACCGCGGCCGACCUGAGUCUGCUCCAGGAAGACAAGGCCGUCGAGCUCGUCCGUCAGCUAGCCAGCUGGCCCGAUACCUUCCUCAACACGCUCAAGACACAGGAGCCCACAACCGUGCUUACCUACUUGUUCAAGAUGGCGCAUGCGCUGAGCAGCAGCUACGACCAUCUGCAGGUUGUAGGCUCAGAGAGGAACGUGCUGAUUGCUAGGCUGGCGCUGUACGUUGCGGCCAGGCAGGUCCUGUACAAUGGUAUGAGGGUUUUGGGUCUGAGUCCUGUGGAGAGGAUGUAG